AUGACGCUGGAGUUUGAAAUGACAGACCUUGGUCUCAUGUCCUACUAUUUAGGAAUGGAAAUACAACAAAAAGGAAAUCAAAUUUUUGUUUCCCAGAAAGGUUAUGCAGAAAAGAUUCUUAAAAAUUUCAGGAUGGACAAUUGUCAGCCCACAAGUACUCCAAUUUCUUGUGGAACCAAGUUGUCUAAUUUUGAUGGCAGUGCCAAAAUCGAUCCAUCACUUUUUCGAAGUCUUGUUGGAAGCCUCAGAUAUCUAACAUGCACACGACCUGAUAUCCUUUAUGGCGUUGGUCUGAUCAGUAGAUAUAUGGAAACACCUACUAUCACUCACAUGAAAAUGGCGAAAAGGAUACUGCGUUACGUCAAAGGUACUCCUGAAUAUGGUCUGACUUAUUCUCCAUCUACACAUUUUAAACUUUAUGGAUAUAGCGAUAGCGAUUGGGGAGGAGAUGUUGAUGAUCGCAAGAGCACUACUGGGUUUAUAUUCUUCCUGGGAGACACUGCUUUCACCUGGUGCUCAAAGAAACAGCCUAUAGUGACUCUCUCCACUUGUGAAGUUGAGUAUGUUUCUGCUGCAUCAUCAGUUUGUCAUGCAAUAUGGUUGAGAAGAUUACUAAAGAUGAUUCACAUUCCUCAAGAAGAAGCAACACCCAUAUACGUUGAUAACAAGUCUGCCAUUGCGUUGGCAAAGAAUCCUGUUUUUCAUGAUCGCAGUAAACAUAUCGACACGAGAUAUCACUACAUAAGAGAAUGUGUUGAAAAGAAAGUAGUGGAGCUGACCUAUAUCAAGACAAAUGAUCAGAUUGCGGAUAUUUUCACAAAGCCGUUAAAAUUUGAAGAUUUUGUUAGACUGCGUGCUUGGAUUGGAGUUACAAAAAGAGAUCAAGUUUAA
Messenger RNA from Daucus carota subsp. sativus, 891 nucleotides. RefSeq lists its product as uncharacterized. The transcript has a single exon. The coding region runs from base 1 to 891 and encodes 296 amino acids. NCBI's taxonomy places the organism in Eukaryota, Viridiplantae, Streptophyta, Magnoliopsida, Apiales, Apiaceae. The record is from RefSeq and is a predicted model, not a curated record.